Aspergillus versicolor CBS 583.65 is the source of this 1893-nucleotide messenger RNA. RefSeq names its product ankyrin repeat and BTB/POZ domain protein. Gene Ontology annotation, cellular component: ubiquitin ligase complex; cytoplasm. The record is from RefSeq and is a predicted model, not a curated record. NCBI's taxonomy places the organism in Eukaryota, Fungi, Ascomycota, Eurotiomycetes, Eurotiales, Aspergillaceae. Gene Ontology annotation, molecular function: protein binding. The transcript is spliced from 3 exons. The coding region runs from base 1 to 1893 and encodes 630 amino acids.
AUGGGAGACAACACAGUUCUGCGCAAGGAUCAACUGGAAAUCAGCUUGCACAAUGAGAAGAAGCUGAUCAAGGAGGGAGCCAUUAUUGAUGACAACCCUCUCGACCUCAGCGAACCUUUUCGGCAACUCUGCGAGUCGUGUCGUAAGGGGGACCUUAAGGUUUGUCAAGAAAAGAUCACUGAGGGGGUCAAUAUCAAUGCACGGGAUCAUUAUGAUUACACCCCCUUGAUUCUGGCGAGUCUUUGUGGCCACUACGAGGUCGCCCAGCUACUGCUAGAGUCCGGUGCUCUAUGUGAACGAGAUACCUUCCAGGGUGAAAGAUGCUUAUAUAAUGCAUUGAACGACCGCAUAAGGAAUCUGCUGCUCGAAUACGAUUAUUCGAAAUCUACCGAUCCUCUCCAACCUCUUGCUGCCCAUACAGCUUCGCUCCUGGUGCGGGAACAGCCCAAAACGUCAGAUAUAGAGGUGGCUACAGGCGAAGAAACUCUGUACUUGCAUAAAUUCAUUCUGGCCGCUCGAUCACCAUAUUUCUAUCAAAAAUUACAGGCUUCUCCCGAAACAACUACGUGGAAGCUCCCCAGUACCAUUCCACCCCAAGCCUUUGGCACGGCGAUCAAAUACCUAUACUUGGGAGAGCCUCCUCGGGAUUUAAGAAGCGGUCCCGGGACAGGGUUUACUGAAUCCGAAGUCUUUGCUGGAAUCGACAAGAUAGCCAAAUAUUUGGAAAUUAACAGUCUCGUUGACAGCAUAAUCGACGCCGGUGACAGAAGACUGGCACGCCAAAGGAGAACGACAGAGAUUGCGCGGGGGCGAGACCAGCUCGAAGGAUGGUUCCGAGAAAAUGUCCUCAAGCAUAAGAUAGAGAUCGAGACGUCGAAGGUCGGUGAAGUGAAAUGGGAUCAUAACAACCCGGUCUUUGCAGAUGUCUUGCUACAGGCAGACGAGAUUUUCGAGGAUGACCUUGACGGUGAAACUACCGGUACGACUGGAGCUUCUGAAGCUAGGUCUAUUCUGUUUCCGUGCCAUCGGGCGAUGCUACUGCGAUCCGAGUUCUUUCAGACCAUGUUCAAUUCACCCUUCCGCGAGGCCCAUAUGAAGGAACAUUUGCACAUCAUUCCCGUCGAUUGCUCACCAGACGUGCUGGAAAUCAUCUUGACCUUCCUUUACGCCGAAAGAGCAGACUUCCCUCUUGAUAUUGCGGUCGAAGUGCUAUUCGCGGCGGAUAUGCUCUUUAUCGAGAAGCUCAAGACCAAGGCCGCCGUUUUGAUUAGUACGCUCGGUAGUGGUAAUAUGUCACAAGCGGAAGCUACAAGGACCAAGGGAGAUGUGGACGACGACAUUGAUAUUUACGGCAUUAUCCGUGCCGGGUGGAUGACGCGAGUUCAGCGGCUAGAGGAAUUCGCUGCUCGCUAUUUGGCCUACCGUCUCGAGGCGUAUAUAGAUUCGCCGGAGUUUGCAGAGCUGAUCCAGGAGUCAGCAUCCCGUAUCCAGGGACGACAAGAGACCGAUUCUAUUGAGUUGUUAGAUGAUAUCCGGUUUUAUCUCAACGAGCGGUUUAGGCUACGGUUUGACGAUGCCGGAAUUGAAGAGAUGAUGGAGGAAACGGCACAGCAGCAAGCUGCGGACCAAAAGCUUGGUGACGAAGGCAUCGAGAAGGUCACCAGCGGAGUCGAAGAAAUUCAUAUCUCGUCAAACGGUCAUCCACAUCCUGAUGGUGAAGGAUUGCCUGAACGUCUGGCGCCCGCGCCAGCGAACGGACAGAACCAUGGCUCCAUCAUCAAGACAUUGGACGGUGCGGUUGUGGAAGAUGAAAUCAGCAAAGAUGCAAUAAACUACCAGAUUUUGAUGGAGAAGCUUGACCAGAUUCUGGAGAGCUUGAACUUGGACGCAUAG